AUGCUGCGAGGGCCCCGGGCCCUGGCUCCGGCCGCUGGGCCGACCCUGAAGGGGCUGCCCGUGAUGAGCCCCACCGAACUGUGGCCGUCCGGCCUCGGCAGCCCCCAGCUGUGCCCGGUCACCACCACCUACUACGCCCCGCUGUACCCGCAGACUGUGCCUCCGGCCGCGGUGCCCGGCACCUGCCUCGACGCCACCCCCCACGGACCGGAGGGCCAAGCUGUGCGAUGCGUGCCGGCUGGCCGGCUGCCGGCCAAAAGGAAGCUGGACCUGGAGGGGAUCGGGAGGCCCGCGGUCCUGGAAUUCCAGACCCCCAAGGGGAAGUGCAUCCGAGUGGAUGGCCUCCCCAGCCCUAAAACACCCAAGUCCCCUGGGGAGAAGACACGGUACGACACGUCGCUGGGGCUGCUCACCAAGAAGUUCAUUUACCUCUUGAGUGAGUCCAAGGAUGGGGUCCUGGACCUGAACUGGGCUGCUGAGGUGCUGGACGUGCAGAAGCGACGCAUCUAUGACAUCACCAACGUGCUGGAGGGCAUCCAGCUUAUCCGCAAGAAGGCUAAGAACAACAUCCAGUGGGUAGGCAGGGGAAUGUUUGAAGACCCCAGUGGGCCCAGGAAGCAGCAGCAGCUGGGGCAGGAGCUGAAGGAGCUGAUGAGUACGGAGCAGGCCUUGGACCAGCUCAUCCAGAGCUGCUCGCUGAACUUCAAGCACCUGACCGAGGACAAGGCCAACAAGAAACUGGCCUAUGUGACUUACCAGGACAUCCGUGCUAUUGGCACCUUUAAGGAACAGACAGUGAUCGCUGUCAAGGCCCCUCCGCAGACAAGACUGGAAGUGCCCGACAAGAGCGAGGACAACCUGCAGAUAUACCUGAAGAGCACGCAAGGGCCCAUCGAAGUCUACUUGUGCCCGGAGGAGAUGCAGGAACCAGACAGCCCUGCCAAGGAGCCCGUCCCCUCCACGUCCACCCUUAGCCCCAGCCCUGACGGUGCCCAGCCCAGCAGCAGCGCCAACCCUGGCAUUCUGGAACCCACAGCCUCCCCAGCGCCAUCGCUGACUCCCCAGCAGGAAGGUGUCCUGCUGCCGCCACCGUCCCUCGUCCCUCUGGAGGCCACUGACAGCAUGCUGGAGCUGCCGCACCCGCUUCUGCAGCAGACCGAGGACCAGUUCCUGUCCCCAGCCCUGACAGAGAGCUCCCCUCUGAUCAGCUUCUCUCCGCCCUUGGACCAGGACGACUACCUGUGGGGCCUGGAUGGGGGUGAGGGCAUCAGCGACCUCUUUGACUCCUAUGACUUCGGGGACCUGCUGAUUAAUUGA
Molecule: messenger RNA, 1317 nt
Organism: Pteronotus mesoamericanus
Lineage: Eukaryota; Metazoa; Chordata; Mammalia; Chiroptera; Mormoopidae
Gene: E2F2
Product: E2F transcription factor 2
Exons: 7
Coding region: 1-1317 (438 amino acids)
Biological process (GO): regulation of transcription by RNA polymerase II
Cellular component (GO): RNA polymerase II transcription regulator complex
Molecular function (GO): protein dimerization activity; RNA polymerase II cis-regulatory region sequence-specific DNA binding; DNA-binding transcription factor activity, RNA polymerase II-specific
Source: RefSeq, a predicted model, not a curated record